Messenger RNA from Odontomachus brunneus, 808 nucleotides. RefSeq lists its product as uncharacterized. Lineage: Eukaryota; Metazoa; Arthropoda; Insecta; Hymenoptera; Formicidae. The record is from RefSeq and is a predicted model, not a curated record. The transcript has 2 exons. The coding region runs from base 167 to 667 and encodes 166 amino acids.
UCUAUUAUUAGUGUCCUUGCGGCUAUCAUCAACUGAACAUCAAAACUGAAUUCGUGCACAGAAUUGUCGUGUACAGAAUUGUUACCUUCGCUCAUAUAUCCAGCAUUAUUUCUAAGUGAAUAUAACGGUUAAAGUAUUUGAUAACUGUCAAUUACAUCAAUAUAUUAUGUCCCACAUAACUACAAAUUUGUAUAGAUUUGAUGAAUUAUACACAGAAAAUAAUUAUAAUCAGUUUUUCAAUCCGAAUAUCUGUCAUGUCUGCAAGAGGCCGAAUAAAAGCGAAUUAAUUCCAUGUGGUUCGUGCGACAUGGUUUUUUAUUGUUCCACGGAGCAUCAAAUAAUGCAUCAAAGCUCGCAUAUGGAAGUCUGUGCAGUUAUUCCAUUUGCAAGAAUAGAAGACUUGGAAUUGAACGCUCAUCCUUUUAAGUCAGAUGAUAAAUGGAGGUCAUUUCGAAAGACAUUUAUGCAAGAAAUUCGGAUGAAAAUAACACGUGAUCUAAUGCCGUACGAGAAAGAGAUGAUAAUGCGCGCAAAAUCAUGUCUCAUUUGUCAUCAACAGAUUAGUCUGCGAACUUGCAGGACCUGCUAUUCCGCCAAUUAUUGUGACGUGCACCAAUUGGAUUUUAAAAAAAAACACGUGUCAAUGUGCACGAAUUUAUUGAGAUAGAAAUAUGAAAGUUUGGAGUGAGAAAUCUUAUUUAUAUUCGGAUUAUAUGUCAGCUCCACUGACCCUAUUUUACGGGUUAAAGGAAUUCGCAAAUUCAUUUGAAGAAGCACAGAUUUAUAGACCAGAAUAUAAUGUUACCGA